Messenger RNA from Trichoplax adhaerens, 1764 nucleotides. RefSeq lists its product as uncharacterized. The coding region runs from base 1 to 1764 and encodes 587 amino acids. The transcript has a single exon. The record is from RefSeq and is a predicted model, not a curated record. NCBI's taxonomy places the organism in Eukaryota, Metazoa, Placozoa, Uniplacotomia, Trichoplacea, Trichoplacidae.
AUGGAGGCCAAAUCAUCACUCAAAGUUGAUAUUUCUUUCACCAAUAUUCAAGGUCGAUAUCAUCGAGGAGAUAACAUACAAUUUGAUGUUGAGGGAGUGCAAGAAUCCAAUUGCAAUGAUGGCGAUUGGAUCGGAUUAUUCAAGGUUGGAUGGAAAUCAGAAGAAGAUUGCUUGCUGCGUCAAUAUGUCGGCACUGAUUGCUCCAAUGAUACGCAUAUCAACAAAUAUGUAUUACCAAUCCCACAAGAAAUUACCACUGAAAGUACUUAUCAACUGUGCUAUAUGAAUCAUAAAAAUCGAUUGGUUGCAGUAAGUCGUAGCUUCACUAUCCUUCCUCUUGAACUGGAUGAAGCCGAUAAUGAUUAUGACUGGCUGGACUUGUUCAAUGUUCAAGGCGAUGUAGUAGUUGUCAGUAGACAGAAUAACAAUGAAACUAUACCGACAUCAUUUGAAGAUUUGAUAGCUGCUAAUAUGACAUUGGAGAGUCAAUUAUCUAGUAUGAAAAUUGAAAAAGACGCGCUUGAUACUUUACUGGCAGAAAGCAAGCAAUCUGUAAACAUGUUAAAGAGUCAAGUAGAGCAAGUACGAGCGGAUAAUCAAGCCAAAGCACAACGGAUUGAUGAAUUAGAACUAGAGCAAGAGAAGAUGGCUAUCAAUUUAUCCUCCUACGAAGAUCGUUUAACAUCAGCAUUAGAUAAACUUUCCGAAAGUGAGCAAAUGAAAGGCCAAUAUUCCCUUACAGUAGAUAAUGCAUCACUGGAAAACCAACAACUAAAAGCAAUGAUUACAAAUCUGCAAGAGAUUAUCGAAAAUAAUACUACCGAGAUAGCUACCAUCAAAGAUAUGCUAAAUCAAUCCAAUGAUGAUUUACAAAAUGCCCACGUAAGAAACGACGAACUUAAAGAUGUAAUUAGUCAUCUAGAGAGUUUGAUGGAAUCAUCACAAGCCAACGAUACCUUAGUCAAGGAUUCAUUAAUAGGCAGUAUAAAUAUCUUGAGACGGAAGGAUGACCAUGAAGAAGCUGAGAAUUUCGAUAGUCGUACGUUGCUUGAUUGCGCUCAAGUAAUAGAAUUAGAAGUUAAGAAAUGCACUGAUGCGUUGACUAUAGAAAAGAAUCAUAAUAGUGACUUUGAAGAGAUUAUUAGAAUACUCCAGGAAGAAUCGAAAAGUUAUCAAGAUGAAAUUGAAAGGUUAAGCCGUGAACUACGCCAUAAAGAGAGAGAAGAAAAGACUUGCGCUAAAAAUUCGACAAUGGCGCUGUAUGUUGCUCACGAACAUUUAGAAGAACAACAUGUGGAUGCAGUGAAAAAAGGAAAAGCUUUGUAUCGACGAUUAUCGGAUUCCCAAACCAAUCUGAAAUUCGCAGUUGAGUUAAAUACUAACCUAAAACGGCAGGUUGCAGAUUUAUACGCUAGGUUAGAUAUGAGUAAAGAAGCCUACAAAGACAAAGUCAUUGAAUGCUAUCGACUUCAAAAUGAAAUCAAAAUUGCCAAAGAUAAAGCUAAUAUGGGUAACCAAUAUUAUCCCCUGCAAGAUGAUGAAACGAUGGCUAAAAGGGAAUUACAAGCAAAAAAGGAAGAGUUAAUGAAAGAAUUGUCCACUAAAAAUGCACAAAUACAGAUACUGUGCGAAACACGGGCGAGUUCGGAACAAGAAAUGAAUCUGAUGAUUCAAGAACUAGCUGCAUGUCAUGAUUCCUUGGAACAAAAGCAAAGUGAAAUUGAUUCAUUAAAGGCAAAAAUGCUCCAUUCUGCCGUUCAUUAA